AUGAUCCCCCCGGGAGACUGCAUGAAGCCGUCCUCUGCCAACGAGAAAACCAACCCAUCCAAGCGGCAUCGGGACAGGCUGAACGCCGAACUGGACCGGCUGGCCAGCCUGCUGCCCUUCCCCCCGGACGUCAUCUCCAAACUGGACAAGCUGUCGGUGCUGCGCCUCGCCGUUUCCUACCUCCGCGUCAAGAGUUUCUUCCAAGAGCGCUGA
This is a messenger RNA of Menidia menidia (Atlantic silverside), 213 nucleotides long. The record is from the annotation of a GenBank genome assembly. Lineage: Eukaryota; Metazoa; Chordata; Actinopteri; Atheriniformes; Atherinopsidae.